CCUGUGUCCAGCCCCCAGGCCAGAUCCUGGGAAGCAGCCCAUCCCCGGGGGAAAGAGGAGGCAGCGAUUCAGAUCCUGAUUCAGAUCCUGGAAGCCGCAGGGUCCAAGUCCUUCCCCGUCCGCCCUCUCUGCAGCCUCCCCCGCACUGCUCUCCUGCUCCCCAGGCCAGCCCAGCAGGGCCUUUCUGUUCCUCGAAUACACAAGCUCAUAUCCCCAUCAAGACAUGCUCUCGUGGCUCUUUCUCCCUGUGAUACUCUCCCCCAAUAUGAUCUCACAGACCACUUCUUCAGAGAGCCCUCCCUGACUGCCAGGCACAUCCUUCCCACCUCCCAGGCACCAAGGUGCAAUGACAACUGGAACAGGGUUGGGAAGGUCACUGUGGUUGUUAUCUGUGGCUGCAAAACCAGUUACCCCAGAAGGCAGCAGCUGAAAGCAACACCAUCCUUCCCGUGCCGGUCUGUGGGUGGGGAACUGGGCGUGGCUUAGCUGGGUCUGGCCCAGGGUCUCUCCAGGCCAUGAUACCUGUGUUAACUGGGGCUGCAGUCAUUUGAAGCCUCAACCGGGGCCCAAGAGAGGCUCCCAGCAAGGCUCACUGAUGGCCCUGCCAUCAGGGGCCUAGCUGGCUGUUCCUUGUCGUGUGGGCCUGUCCUUGAACAGCUUGCAACGUGGCAGCAGCUUCUCUCAGAGAGGUCUCUGAGCAAGAGAGAAGAAAGCACACAGCACAGAGGCCAGUUCUGUUUCUGUGACCUCCUCUUGGACAAUUCCUGCCACAUCCCAAGAAGCUGAGACACACAGUCCUGCCUCAUGGGGGAGGGGAGAGGAUCCACAAGACCAUGAAUGCCCAGAGGGGAUCCGUGGGGGCUUGUUCGAGCUGCCUAUCACAGUCACAUAAGCCAGCUGCAGCUGGAGGCAGUCCUGUCAGGGAACGCAUCACAGAGGAGGUGACAUUUGCAGCAGGUCUUGCAGGAUGACUAGGAGUUUGUCAGGCCACCACUACUGGCUUGUCCUGGUUGCUAAGAUUGUUCGGUUAGAUUAUCAGGGGGACCUUGAGGCGUGGGCUCUGCCCACAGCAAGCCGGGGUUUUCUCAAAAAGCUGGGGAAUCUACGGUGUUGGCAAAGCCGCCAUCCAUCCCCCGGCCCUGGCCGUCCUCAGCCACACCCCAGAUGGAGCCACCCAGACCAUCGCUUGGGUGGGCAAGGGCAUCGUCUACGAUACCGGGGGUCUCAGCAUGAAGGGGAAGCUCCAGUUUUACCAGGUGAGGCCAGCUGUCCUCCUGGAGACCACCAUGCCGGGGAUGAAGAGGGACUGUGGGGGCGCCGCAGCUGUCCUGGGGGCCUUCAGAGCCGCUGUCAAGCAGGGUUUCAAAGACACCCUCCAUGCGGUGUUCUGCUUGGCCGAGAACUCCGUGGGGCCCAACGCCACAAGGCCAGACGACAUCCAUCUGCUGUACUCUGGAAAGACUGUGGAAAUCAACAACACGGAUGCCGAGGGCAGGCUGGUGCUGGCAGAUGGUGUGUCCUACGCCUGCAAGGACCUGGGCGCCGACAUCAUCCUGGACAUGGCCACGCUGACCGGAGCUCAGGGCAUUGCCACAGGCAAGUACCACGCGGCUGUGCUCACCAACAGCGCCGAGUGGGAGGCAGCCUGCGUGAAGGCCGGGCGGCAAUGCGGGGACCUGGUGCACCCGUUGGUCUACUGCCCAGAGCUGCACUUCAGCGAGUUCACCUCGGCUGUGGCCGACAUGAAGAACUCAGUGGCGGACAGGGACAACAGCCCCAGCUCCUGUGCUGGCCUCUUCAUCGCCUCACACAUCGGCUUCGACUGGCCUGGGGUCUGGGUCCACCUGGAUAUCGCUGCGCCCGUGCACGCUGGCGAGCGCGCCACAGGCUUCGGUGUGGCCCUCCUGCUGGCGCUCUUCGGCCAGGCCUCCGAGGACCCUCUACUGAACCUGGUGUCCCCACUUGGCUGCGAGGCGGACGCCCAGGAGGGGGACGCGGAGAGGGACUCCAAGAGGCGCAGGCUCGUGUGAUGCAGCCGCCCUGCCCGGUGACACUGGGCGCUUUACCUCACUUUGCACUGAUUAAUUCUAAGCAAUUGGAAGAUUAUACCUUAAGAUGAGCUGCGGUUUGUUUUGUUUUUAGUUGUCAUGGUGACGGAAACAGCUCCUUCUUGUGUCUUAGGAGACAGCUCAGGGUUCGGGGGGCCCAGGGAGGGGUGAGUGGGCAGCACUGGGCUUGUUUUAUGUUUGAUUCCCUGCCAGCUUCUGCAGACCAUGCCCCUCCCUGGGGCCUCUGCACGACCCCAGGGCCCCAGGAUGCAUGCGCGGCCCUGAUGCUUUUGGCCGCGUGGCCCUCAAGACUCCCGCCCCUGCCUAGGGCCCACGGUGGGUGCCAUUGGCCCCGUCUGCAGCCCCAGGCCUCGCACAUGGCACCCACAUUGCAGAGCACCCAGGCCCCACUCCAGCUGGGGCAGCCCCUGCCUCCAACAGACCACCCCUUUGAAAGGAUGGGGCGACUUGGUUCAGGUUUUAAAGAGCAAGAGGAAUGUCUACUUGGGCCCCUUUGAGUUCACUGCAGGUUGAAUUAAACAUGGCUAAACCACGUCACA
This is a messenger RNA of Odocoileus virginianus texanus, 2608 nucleotides long. The record is from RefSeq and is a predicted model, not a curated record. Lineage: Eukaryota; Metazoa; Chordata; Mammalia; Artiodactyla; Cervidae.